Molecule: messenger RNA, 1619 nt
Organism: Perognathus longimembris pacificus (Pacific pocket mouse)
Lineage: Eukaryota; Metazoa; Chordata; Mammalia; Rodentia; Heteromyidae
Gene: Creb3
Product: cAMP responsive element binding protein 3
Exons: 9
Coding region: 328-1368 (346 amino acids)
Biological process (GO): regulation of transcription by RNA polymerase II
Cellular component (GO): nucleus
Molecular function (GO): DNA-binding transcription factor activity, RNA polymerase II-specific; RNA polymerase II cis-regulatory region sequence-specific DNA binding
Source: RefSeq, a predicted model, not a curated record
UGGCGCCAAAGGCUCCAAGGCCACUUCCGGAGUUGGGCGAACUACAAGUCCCAAAAUGCCACGGGGCCGGAUACGUCACUUCUGUUGUGCUGGAGGCUGAGAAGAACCCGAGCUGGGAGGUGGCUCUGGCUACAGAACCUCGGCUAGGCCCCCAACCGGGCAAGCUUCCCUAGCCCCCCCGAAGAGGGAACCGAGAAGUGGCGGGGAGAUCGACACUUAGACCGAGGGUCGUGCCUGGGAGUUGGAGGCUGACCCGUGUGAAGGGUUGAACGCAUUUCUGCUCAUCAUUUCCAUAGAUGUCCCAAAUGGAGAUGACAUUGGAAUCUGAUGACCAGGACCUGCUGGGCUUCCUGCUGGAGGAAAGCGGAGAACUCUGUGCAGGCACUGAGCGACUGGGAGGUAGAGGAUUUGCUGAAUUGCCUGCUGAGCCCCCAAACAUCUUCGGACGUUCUCAACUCUUCCGACUCUUCUCCUGUCCACCACGAUCAUACCUAUUCCCUCCCACAGGAACAUGUCUCCAUAGAUCUAGACAGUGGGAGGUGCGGAAAGGAGGAGGCCUGGACGAUGCCACAGCAUGUAGAGGAGCCAGCAGAGCAGGAAAUUGCUGGGCUGAUGCUGACUGAGGAGGAGAAAAGCCUUUUGGAGAAGGAGGGGCUCAUUCUGCCUGGGACACUUCCUCUCACUAAGAUGGAGGAACAAAUUCUAAAACGGGUACGGAGGAAGAUUCGAAACAAGAGGUCUGCUCAAGAGAGUCGCAGGAAGAAGAAGGUGUAUGUGGGGGGUUUAGAGAGCAGGGUUUUGAAAUACACAGCCCAAAAUCAGGAGCUACAGAACAAAGUACAGCGUCUAGAGGAACAGAAUCUGUCCCUCCUAGAUCAGUUGAGGAAACUCCAAGCCAUGGUGAUUGAGAUAUCAAAUAAAACCAGCAGUACCAGCAGUUGUGUCUUGGUCCUACUAUUCUCCUUCUGCCUCCUCUUUGUUCCUGCUAUGUACUCUUCUGACACAAGGGGGAGCCUGCCGGCUGAGAUUGCUGUGUUGUCCCGUCAACUGCGUUCCCUCCCCAGUGAAGACCAUUACCAACUGGAGAUGCCUGCCCUGCAGUCAGAGGUACCAAAGGGCAGCACAAGCCAAUUGCUACACAGCUCAGAUGAUAUGUUCCAGGCCCCCGGCAACCUCUGCCUACAGUACCACGUGCCUGAAGCUCCUCAAGCUGUGCCUCUCCUGCAGUGGCCACAACCUGACCUCAUCUCAGAAUCCCCCUGGCCAGGUCACAUUCUUCUCCUGCAGGCAAAUGUCACAAGAAAGGGUGAAUGGCUCCCUACCAACAGCCCCUCAUCAGUCAUCUUGCAGGGUAGAUAUUCAGGUUAGAUAUAAAGAUAUGAGGAAUCAACCAGAGCCUGGCGGACUCCAUCUGUGUUCAAUGAGUGGGGGAAGAAGGCUAGGCUAGUCUAUGCUGCUAGGACACCUGAGGGCUCAAAACACACCACACUUGUUACUGGCUUUGUGGAUUUUUUAUUUGUACUUGUGUGUCUAUAUGAACGGACCUGGGUAAAUCAAAUGAUUGAACAUUUCAUGCACUGAGGGAAGGAGUAGGGAAAGAAAUAAAUAAGUGAUUUUGA